CCUAGCAGUGGCCCUAUCCAUCAUGGGGGAUCGGAAUAUAUCUCGACCUUCCGCCCCUGAGCUCACUUCGGGUCAUGAUGUUCAGGACCAUGACUUGACGAUGGCCGCAUACAAGGUAAAGGCGAUGGAGGAAAUUGUAACCGAUUUGGUCGAUUUCAAGAAAUCAAUGACGGAGGAGCUUUGCUUACUACGUGCCGGUAGUGCUAACACCAGUCGACCCAAAACAACGACGAUUCCAAAUGAGGAUGAGGCCGUUAAUACUUACCCUAGGUCGGAUCGGAAUAUACCUCGACCUUCCGCCGCUGAGCUCACCUCGGGUCAUGAUGUUCAGGACCGUGACUUGAAGUUAUCGGUGAUGGAGAAAUCUCUAACCAAAGUGGUCGAUUUUAUGACAUCAAUGAUGGAGGACAUUCGCUUAGUACGCGCCAGUAUUGUUAACCCCAGUCGACCCAAAACGACGGCGAUUCCAAAUGAGGAUGUGGUCGUUAAUCCUUACCCAAGCUCGAUCGAGGAGGAGGAGCAUGCACCAAUGACAGUAUAUCAGGGGGAAGAUAGAUCUGUGAUUCUGGUGGUGAGUUUAUACGAUCAAAAGUACACUAAUGCAAUUUAUGAAAUUAAAUUCAAAGGAGGAGAUAUGGUCGGAAGAGAUGCCAAAACCCUAGUACAUAAACCUCUAGCCACGUUUUCUGAUGAUGGUUUCCUUAAGAGUGCAAGAAUCCGCUCCAAUUUAUACUUACUCCUAGUGGAGGAUCCCUUCCGUGCCUACCCCAAUAACCCAAAGGGGGGACGUAUUUUUGACAUAAAGACUAGGUCAUUGCUUAAGCAAACCAUUCCUCGGACCAGUGCUUUGGACCAAGAUGGAUGUGCGGUUUCUGCUUAUGAAAAGCUUUAUUAUUUUGCAUCUCCAACAUCUAGAAAACAAUCCCUUGUGAGGUAUGAUCCUGAUCAGGAUGUUUGGGAUCCAAUGCCUCAUUGUCCAUUUUACAAUGGCUAUGAAUCUCGUAUGCGUAUAAUUGGUUAUGCUAUUUAUUAUGGUGUUUUUGUUCUUUGCUUGUAUGGUAACGACGACAGUUACGAUGUCAUUGCUUUUCACGAGACUAGAAUGGGAAAGGAAUGGAAUAAAGUGAACGUUGAUUCUUGUGAUGCUCCUUUCCAAGAAAGGGCUGUGGUUGUAGGCAAGUCUAUCUAUGCCAUAAAUAUGCCUCGGGAGGAGGAGAUUGUAGCAUUCUCCUUUGAUAUGGUUGAAGGUGAUGGCGGUGAUAUUGAGUACUCACUGAUAAAACAGUUUGUAUUGCAUGGCCUGCAGAUUGAACAACCGCCAUUUGAAUUUUGUCUCGCAAGGAAACAGUUUUUGAUUCAUUUGGGAAACCAGGACUUUUUUCAUAUUAAGAUUAGCCCUUGCGAAUCAAUUGUCUGGGUUCAAUAUGUAUGUAUCACUAUGUUUCAAAUUGUUGUUCAAGGAGGGGGACAUAUGAUAAAGACCUUACAUUCAACUGUUUUUCCUCUGGACAUGGAGGGUUGUCGUUGGUUUGAGCUUAUGUACUGCUUCACACCUGAGUGCGAGGAUUAUGAACCCAAGCAAGAUGACAAAGCCAACUAGGGAAUAGCAGGCAAGAAGGAAGAUGUAGACCCCAAGAUUAAGAGGGCGACAGAGUCUGCUGAAGGUUGUGUGAAAGACUUCAUCUUUGGAUCAAAAAGGCAACCUGAAAGAGAAAUUGAGAAGCUGGCCCUUAACAGUGCAAAGGAAUAUCAUUAGUCUUUUUUUUGGGAAACAAAAAAAGAAGAACAUCCUUAAUUAAAUAGGCAGUUAACAAUGUAUUGAGAAUGAUUCUACUGUUCUUGUUAGUUUUAUGUGGUGAUAUUUGGACCUUAUGUGGUGAUAUUUCAUGUUUUGUUUCAUUUCAUGUAUGAUCUUCACCUUGCUGCUGAGAUAAAACCAAAUUCAGUAUGGA
Prunus mume (Japanese apricot) is the source of this 1952-nucleotide messenger RNA. Lineage: Eukaryota; Viridiplantae; Streptophyta; Magnoliopsida; Rosales; Rosaceae. The record is from RefSeq and is a predicted model, not a curated record.